Molecule: messenger RNA, 2654 nt
Organism: Molossus molossus (Pallas's mastiff bat)
Lineage: Eukaryota; Metazoa; Chordata; Mammalia; Chiroptera; Molossidae
Gene: GALNT11
Product: polypeptide N-acetylgalactosaminyltransferase 11
Exons: 11
Coding region: 350-1759 (469 amino acids)
Biological process (GO): regulation of Notch signaling pathway
Cellular component (GO): Golgi apparatus
Molecular function (GO): Notch binding
Source: RefSeq, a predicted model, not a curated record
GUGGAGGCUGCAGCGCGGGCACUGGGCCCGCGGCGGCCCGUGCGGCUCGGACCCGGGCUGUGUGGGAGAGAAGAUGCCCCAGCCCGAGUCCCAGAAGGCCGGUCUCCUGCGUUGCCCGCUUCGGGAUUCACCAGAGGGUCUUUCUGGGAUCUUCACCUUCGAUGUCACCUUGAGGACCUGCUGGGUUCCUGGAGGUAAAGCCAGCAGAAGUGUGCCUGUCCUCCCAAGACUGCAUCCUUGGAGUUUCUAACUCUCAUGCCAGUUCACACCCCGCCUCCAGCACGAGUUUAUGGCUCCAGCAGCUUUUGCUCCAGGGGAAUGAAAAUGGCCCUUCAGCUAUGCUAGGUCUAUGAUGGGAAGUGUCACAGCUCGCUAUUUCUGUUAUGGAUGCCUUUUUACUUCUGCGACCUGGACGGUUUUGCUUUUUGUUUAUUUCAAUUUCAGUGAAGUGACUCAGCCAUUUAAGAAUGUGCCCAUCAAGGGGUCUGGGCCCCAUGGACCGUUCCCCAAAAAAUUCUAUCCCCGUUUUACUCGAGGUCCAAGUCGAGUAUUAGAAUUACAGUUCAAAGCUAACAAGAUUGAUGAUGUGGUAGAUCAUCAUAUUGAAGAUUCAGAAAAAGGCAUUGUGAAAUUCUCUUCUGAAUUGGGUAUGAUUUUUAAUGAACACGAUCAGGAGUUGAGAGACUUGGGGUAUCAGAAGCACGCCUUCAAUAUGCUUAUCAGCAACCGCUUGGGCUUCCACCGAGAUGUGCCAGAUACAAGGGAUGCAGCAUGUAAAGACAAGACAUACCCAGCAGAUCUGCCAGUUGCUAGCAUUGUCAUUUGUUUCUACAACGAAGCCUUGUCUGCUCUGCUCCGGACUGUGCACAGUGUCCUAGACCGCACACCAGCCCAGCUUCUCCAUGAAAUCAUUCUCGUGGAUGAUGACAGUGACUUUGAUGAUUUGAAAGGCGAACUAGAUGAAUUCGUCCAAAAACACCUCCCUGGAAAAAUUAAAGUAAUAAGAAAUAGAAAGCGUGAGGGAUUGAUUCGAGGAAGAAUGAUUGGAGCAGCCCACGCAACAGAUCCUAAAGUGUAUUUGAACAGUGACCAGCAGAUCAUGAUGAAAUAUAGAAACUCAGUAGCAUGUUGUAACAGUGUGGCACUUCAGAUGCACCCUCUUGCCACUUCCCCACCAAUGCUCCAGGGUUUCUCCUGCCCCGCUGCUGUCAGGGAAGUCCUGGUGUUCCUGGACAGCCACUGUGAAGUGAAUGUGAUGUGGCUGCAGCCCCUGCUGGCCGUCAUCCAGGAAGACCGGCGGACUGUUGUGUGCCCGGUGAUCGAUAUCAUCAGUGCGGACACGCUGGCCUACAGCUCGUCCCCUGUGGUGCGUGGAGGGUUCAACUGGGGGCUACACUUCAAAUGGGAUCUUGUUCCCCUUUCUGAGCUCGGAGGACCAGAAGGAGCUACUGCACCAAUAAAGUCCCCUACAAUGGCUGGAGGAUUGUUUGCCAUGGAUAGAAACUACUUCAGUGAGCUCGGGCAGUAUGACAGUGGCAUGGAUAUCUGGGGAGGAGAAAACUUAGAAAUAUCAUUUCGGAUUUGGAUGUGUGGAGGUAAGCUCUUCAUCAUCCCUUGCUCUAGAGUUGGACACAUUUUUCGAAAAAGGCGACCAUACGGUUCUCCUGAAGGCCAGGACACCAUGACACACAAUUCCUUGAGGCUGGCACACGUUUGGUUGGAUGAAUAUAAGCCAUCACUUUCCCCAGCCCUGGACUGAGCUCCUUGAGGUCCAGCUCCAUGCCGAGCAUCUUGGAAUCACUACCGUGGAACACAGCAGCCCUCGGAAUGUGGCCCCCGGCCCGGAAAGCCCCGCCCACCCUUCCAGGGCCCCUGCCCAGGCAGAGCUGCUUUCACAGCCCGGUUGCCAGAGCAGGUGCCGUGUCCCGUGCCGGCGCCACAUUGGUGGGGCCCAGUAAGUCAUGGCUCUGGCAGCAGACCGCAUCCUUCACUGCCAGUUCCAGCGCAUUCAGACGCUAAGAAGGAAAAGGCCGCUUUAUCUGAGCAUGUCAUGGGUGAAGUAGUAGAAAUGAUUGUGUCAGCCCUCACCUUGUCUCUCAGUGUUCGCAGUGAGUAUGGAGACAGUGGUGGUUACCAGGAGAAACGUGUGCAGGAGUUUGAGUUGUAACCGAACUAGCCCUUUAUGUCAGAGAAGGACUCACACACAACCAUGGUUAUUUGGGAAUCACGUGGGAAUUUGGCAGACAUUUUCUCAAAAAUGAGCCUCUCACCUCAAAGGAAACAACCGCCAGCACUUGUUGCUAAUGAUAAAACCUAAGCUUUCGGGAAAAUUAGGACUUGGGGAAACUUGCAUCCUCUACCAUGAGCUUGACUGCUUCCUGGCUCUUCAAAACUGCUGCUGAGAUCAGUGGUGCUAUUUAUGAAUAUAAUUUUUUGGGGGGAUAUUGUAUAGUGAAAUUUGUCUAUUAGGAAGAACUUCGAGGAUCAGUAUUUUCCAAGUGACUAAUGCAUAAAGGUAUUAAAAUCUUGCGUGGACAAAAGAACCAUUCAGAAAGCAAGAUAAGCAGGUAGAUUUUAAUGCAACAGUACAAAAAGCUCAAAGGGAUGGUUUCAUAAUCUACUGCCACUAAUCUUGAAAAGUUACUGAGCUUUAA